AUGUCGGCAUCUACUUUCGACAUUCAGCCUAUUGGGCGGUUUCGAGGGCAGAGCGAGCCGGUAAAACGGCCCAAGGAAAUCGCAUGCUUUUCCUACGAUGAGAAACACAACUUUCAUCUCGGCGACUCAUCCUUGCAAUGGUACUAUCCUCCUAGAUUGGGAGCAGAUUUAUCUAAGGGGUUUGAAAAGUUCGAUAAGCAUGAUGAUUCGAUGGAUGAACAUCUCGACAGCUUGUUAGAGACCAUUGCUGCGCAUGAAAAAGAGGAGGGAAAGAAGAUUGAUGUCAACAUUGUCACGUGGCGCGGUAUGAUGACCAAGAUAAUGUCAGCGCCUUUCGAGGAUCGGGAAGGCUUCGAAAUGAAUGCUACGCUCUAUCAGGACAACCAUGAAUUCAAACAAUUCUCCAAGGAGCAACAGACCAGACAACAGAAUGGCCGACGAGGUCAACAAUUCCCGCCCGAAGUCAUGACAUACUGGGGCUACAAAUUCGAGACACUUUCUUGCCUACCACGACCCUGGGGCGAAGUAAGCCGCGAAUUCAUCGAAAAGCGCGAUGAAAAUAUCGUCAGCAACAAGGCCCAAUACUGUUCGGUAGUUAGGACAGGCAUAGGGGAAACGGUACUAUGCUUGGGUGGAGAAGUCGAUGCUCUCUGGGACUCUAAGCCUAGUCAGAAAGGAGCGCCCAUCAACUGGAUAGAGCUCAAGACAAGUGCGGAAAUCCGCGAUAACAGAGGCAUGACUAAUUUCGACCGUAAACUCAUGAAGUUUUGGAUCCAGUCCUUCCUUCUGGGGGUGCCUAAAAUUAUUGUUGGCUUCCGCUCCCAGGAUGGCAUCCUUACCAAGCUCGAAGAGAUCCAGACAGCCACGAUCCCAGCGACAGCUGCCAAACGCGGCGUACGUAGCUGGGAUGCCAAUAUGUGUAUCAAUUUUGCCAGUGCCUUUCUUAGUUGGCUAAGAGGCGCAAUCAAUGACGAAGGAGUUUGGAGGAUCAGAAGGCGGGCGGGCUCGUCAACUAUUGAGGUGUUCAAGGUAGAAGAAGUUGGGCACGGUAGUAUUCUCACAGAGGAAUUCAUUAAUUGGCGGAUAAAGCUAAGUCUAAGCGGCAAUAGUGCGGGAUAG
This is a messenger RNA of Xylaria bambusicola, 1119 nucleotides long. Its product is annotated as RAI1 like PD-XK nuclease-domain-containing protein. Gene Ontology annotation, cellular component: cytosol; nucleus. Gene Ontology annotation, molecular function: mRNA 5'-diphosphatase activity. The transcript has 8 exons. Lineage: Eukaryota; Fungi; Ascomycota; Sordariomycetes; Xylariales; Xylariaceae. The record is from RefSeq and is a predicted model, not a curated record. Gene Ontology annotation, biological process: NAD-cap decapping; nuclear-transcribed mRNA catabolic process. Bases 1 to 1119 code for a protein of 372 amino acids.